UGGAAUACAAGUGACCGGCUUUCUGUAACAUACGACGGAAAAUCAAGAUGAGUAGGCCAAGAGCAUAUUCGAAAUCAGGGAAUUCCUUGUAUGAACUGCUUGGUCUUAAGAAGGACGCUACUCACGAUGAAAUUAGAAAAGCUUAUAGAAGGCUGGCUCUGCGGUUCCAUCCUGACAAAAAUCCAGAUAACCCUGAAGCAGCAGAAAAGUUUAAAGACAUAGCAAAGGCCCACACAGUACUAACAGACACAACCAAGCGUGGAAUCUAUGACCGGUAUGGAUCAAUGGGUAUAUACCUGGCUGACCAAAUAGGCGAGGAGAAUGUCAACAUGUAUCUCACCCUCACUAGUGGCUGGUGUAAGGCGUUGUUUGUGUUCUGCGGUCUGAUCACAGGCUGCUACUGCUGCUGUUGUUGCUGCUGUUGCUGUAACUUCUGUUGUGGAAAGUACAAGCCACGAGCUCCAGAUGAGGAGGGAGAGUAUGCUAACCUACAUGUAAAUAAAGAUGAGUUCAGCAGUCCCGAGGACCAGUCCCCUGUGACAGCCCAACCUCAGAGUGGAUCAGCCACCAUAGUGAUGGGUCCACCACCGUCGUCAGAUGCAAACGAGACCACAAGCCUCAAUGCUGAGUCGAAGCCAACAUAUGGAGUGGAUGGAAAGGAGAUUGAACCGACCAAUCAAAGUGAACCGCACUCGCGACAGAGGCCUCCACUGUUUGACGAUGACAUGGCUCAUAGCUAGUUAAUGUUUUAUCUAGGUCAUUGUUACUGUUAUAUUGCGAGAUGUGGAAGUAUGGGCGCUGUGCGUCUCAACAGAGUGACUGUUAUACAUGUCCAAUAUUAAGAUAAUAUAAGUAAUACAGUAUAGAACAGUACCAGUCAUAUUGUGCUAAAUAAAAGGUUUACGGUGAUAACGACAUAAUCUAUAUUUAACACUGUAUUCAAAACUGGUUGCUUCCAAAAUUGGUCGAUAAGAAGUCAUAUGACUUGUACUGUAAAGCCAUUCUGGGAAGUUUUCUUGGGAGUUAUGAUACUGAGAUGGGUCUUGAGUCUGAAGGACAUCACUUUAUGAAGUGAUAAAAUUAAUUUUGAAUGGAGAAACUUUCUGUAUUUGGAAAAGAAUAUAUGAUAUAGAAAUAACUUUAAAAGUAAAUAUGAUCUGUGUUUCAAAUGGAUUGACAACCAUAGUAAUUUUUUUAUUACAGGUUCUCCAUCAUGUAUGUUAUAGACCUCUAAGUCAGCAUUUGUUACACACUAUAAAAUCUUGGUCCAUCUGAUUUUUCAUGUUUGAGGUAAUAUUUGCCUACUAAAAUAAAGGUUGAUGGAUUUAAAUUUCACACAUUUAUUUGAAGUUGCUAUUUCUGAAUGUUAGGGUUUACUGAUGUAGUAAAUUGAAAUACAUGAUAUGCUUAAUCCUUCCAUAAUGAAUAUUUUAUAGUAUUUGUUAAUGUAAUUCAAAAUGCAUGACAAACUAUACACAGAAUCAAAUUUAUAUAUAUCAUCCUAACUUGUUACCAGAUCCUAUUUUCUUUGUACCUUUGUUUACGAGAUAUGUAAUACUCAAUAUGGAAUGGAAUGAGUUUAUAUUAAAUGAAACAUGAAAUACAUUAUGUUGGAGACCCUAAACCUUAGUAUUUAAAACACCUUUAUAGAACAAACCUUAAAUGUAAGCUCAGUCAUAACCCAGUUAUUUCCCUUGAUGUUUUCAGGUACGUUUUUUAAAGAUAAUUCUUUUAUAGAAAAUUAGAAAAGACUUUUCAGAUCCAGAUUUUCUUUCAAAGAUCAAGUACUAUAAAAGAGUUCCAUUUCAAAACUGAUGGUUUCAAAUCAAGAAUAACUCAAUCAGAAAUUAAGCACAGUACAUGUACAAUAAAUGUUUGAAGGGUUUGUAUUCUAAAAUCCAUAGUUAACCCCCAACACAGCAGUUUGCAAUUAAAGAAAUAUAUCUUGAGGACUAUAUAAAAUUGUAAGUGAUAGUAAAAAAUAAAAGCAGAAUUUUUUGGUAGGUUUUUGUGGCAUGUGGAUGUAUUAUGGUAUUCGGUAGUUUGGGGACAGUGUUAAUUUUGGACACUCAACUAAGUGGUUCUAUACUACUUAUCAACAGAUUAUAUAUAUGGCUGCUUUCUACGAGGCUGUCUACUUAUAUGUUAUAUCGAAUUCCAGCUAAAAUGAGAUCAUAUACAAAUAUAUUGAAUGCAUCUAACCUUGAAGUAAUUUUAGGAUGGGGAGGGGGUUGAUGUUGAAUGUAAUUUUUAUUUUGCAAGGACAAAAAAUGGAAUAUAAAUGUCUGUAAAAUGUCUCACAUUGCAGAUAAUUGGUAGAAUGUUUUGUUUUAUUGAUUUUGUAAAGAAAUUGCACAGAAAGUUGAAAUGGUCACAAACAUUGUUAGAAUUAAGACUAUAUACACAGUUUAAUUUUACAAUAACAGGGGCUGGCUUUAACUAUAUUAUGUAGUUAUUUGGAGAGAGAUAACCAUCUCCUCAGAAGGUCCCUCAUUGUUAGCUGUUUCCAUUUUAUCACCAUUCCUAUGUUUUGUUUAUAUUUUAUAUGCUUUCAUGUGAAUAGGUAAGAGAGAGUAGCUUCAUUGGAGCUCCUGUGUUCUAACAUCCUGGAAAAUUACAAAGUGUUUAAAAAAUAGAUCUCGCUGUCAAGGCUUGCUCACUGAAAGCAACCAUGUAUCUUAAGUCUUUUCCCCUGAUAUGAUUUGUUCAUGAGACUUUUUUUGUCCUGUGCUGGGUUUAUGGCCCCAUGUACAGCCAGGCUGAGUUGGUGCAGUGGUCUGAUAUUGUCAAACCAGAAAAUGAAAAUUACAGUCGCUCAAGUUAAUUAAGGGUGAUUAAUUUUGAAGACAAUUUGUAGUUUAGAGGUUCUGCUCCGGUAGUGAAUUUAUUUGACUUUACCAGAAACCUUGGGAGUGUGUGUAGAAUGAUUGGUUUGUUUGCUGGGUCUGUUAUACCAGGAACAGCCAGGUGUGAAGUGAUUAUAUUUGAUGCGCUGGUUUCAGAACAAACCUGGUUUAUUAUAAUAUUAUAGCCUUUUCUAUUCUUUGUAUUCCUUUUGAGUACAUUUAAACAUGUACAAAUCUUGAUGUUUGUCAGUUGUUGAAGUAUAUGUGACCAAAUUCAUUUGUUUCCAUUUCUAACUGUAUACAAUGAAGGAAUGGCGUCUUUAAUGAAUUUCUUUUUUUUUGUCUUUUAAGGUGAAUUAGAGUAUAAAUACCUGACCUACUUUGCAUAUCAGUUUUUUUUCUUAAAACAUCUCUUAUAUUGUAAAUAUCAUAGUAAAUGGACCAUGUAUGUUUAAAACCCAAGACAUGUUGGAUAGUACUGCUAGGUAUCAAGUUUUCAUACUAAGUAUAAUUCUCCAGAAAGAAUUCAUUAAUUGUAUUGAUCAAAGUCAUAUUGCAUGAUUUAAACAUUUUCCCCCUUGAAAAUUCAAGAGUGUCUGUUUAUAUGUGACCUUUUUCUUUUGUCAUAUUAAGUUCAAAACAGCUGCAUGAAUUUAAAAUUUUUGACAAUGUUUUCGUGUGUUGAGUGUGAGAUAUAUUAAUUUGUUCUUAAUUAUACCGGUAAUGUAAUUGACUUACAAUCAUUUUGUCUCAGCUCUGAUUCUUCUUGAUUUUUCAUGAAUCAGUUUCUGUAAAACAUCCACUCAUGAGUAGAUCCGAUAACGAGCCUUUGUCUGUGUUUUCGGUUUAGUCGUAUGUCACUUGUGUUACGAGAGUAUUAGAUUUGUACAUUUGUAGAGGUACAAACCUGCUGUUGUAUGUACGUGUUGCCAAAUUUCCAGGUUGAUAAGUAAAUAUUUGCUAAAUCAUAAAUUCAAAGAACAUUUUACUUUGUUGGAUUUUUGGCAGCGGUCUGUGAUCAUUUGAUUUUUCCAAUCACAAAGAUAUUAAAUAGUAGGCUGUGAUUUGUUUCAGUACCCAAACACUUGCAACAUUGUUUUAAUAUACAUGUACUGCUAUUAGUCUAUCCAGGUGAAUUCUUUUAAAAGUAAGAAAGUCUCUAUAGUAAAUCUACCAUACAGUCAAACCUGUCUUCAGGGCCACCUGUUUACCAAGACCACCUGUCUGUAAAGCCUAUUCCUUUGGUUGCCUAUGUAAUGCCAUUCAUACUAAUUGAACCUCUAUAUAAAGGCCACUUGUGUAUAAUGGCCAAAUUUUUCCCUUUGAGUGGCCUUUAUAGACAGGUUUGACUACUGUGGCAUUACAUUUGUAUGGCCUUAUUUUGAACUGUAUCACAUGAUUUACAUGUGUGUGGCAUCUUAAUUCCCUUGUUGCUGUGAUGAUAUUUAAGCUUUCAUAAAAACAACCAAUUUGCUAGAAUUAUUAAUACAUGUACAAGGAAAUUAAGACUGUCAUAGUUACUAAUGAUGGUGAUAGAGUGUGUUAAUUGAUAUUCCCAAAGUGUAUUUCAAUAUUUCUUGUAUAAUAGUUGUAUUAAAUAUUUCUUCAAUAUACUCAAAUUUUUGCUAGAUUAUCAUAGCUGUGGUUAACCAUACCUUUAUGCUGUAUGACACAUGUAUCUCUUAGGUAUUAUCAAUUAUCUUUAGCCAGAACACUAAAACAUCUGUCACAUUAAAUUAUCCUUACACAAAUUAACAUUGGUUCUGUGAUGCUUUUUUUUCCAAUGUAGAAUUUAGUCUUAACUCCCUAAUUUGUAUAAAUCGUAUCCUUGACUCUUUUUGAGAAUCACCUGUUCAUGACAUGGGAUAGAUCUGUUCCUGGAAGAUUUGGCUAGAAAUGCAAGGAAUUAUAACAUCUGUGCAAAUACAGUAAUCAAUCUAGAAUUUAUUUUGAUGAGCCUAUUUCAACUUUAUUGCUGAAGAUAAUGGGUCUCACAAUGUGAAAUUUUCUGCAAGUAUUUCAGAAAUAAUUUGAGUCCACUAAAAUUUUAUGACUACAAGACUGAGAAAUUUACUGCAAGUACUUUUAGAAAUAAUUGAGUCCACUAAAAUUUUAUGACUACAAGAUUACUGCAAGUACUUUCAGAAAUAAUUGAGUCCACUAAAAUUUUAUGAGUACAAGACUCAGAGCUCAAAUAUGGAUUAAUCACGGAGAGUACCAUAUGUAUCCACAAGUAAGCCCCCUUCCUUAGUAUCAAAGUUUAGUAAUAACGAGAGGGCUUAUUAUUCAAUAACAAACUACUUUUAGCUUACCAUUUUGAAAUAGAUCAUUCUGCAAAAUGGAAGAGGGGGCUUAUUUGCAGAUUCAUACAAUAGUUUGUGUUAAAGCAUGGGAAAAUAGGAUCCAAUGUUUUGAGUGCAAGAACAAAUAUUUAUGAUUGAAAAAUAGAUCAGUUUGUGUCCUCACUAUGAAGAUGCUGGUGUGCUGAAAGGCCUGAUGGUCAUAAUAGCAGGCGUAAAACCAUUUUAAUAAAUUGAUAUUUAUGAUGGUUGUUUUGAUUGAAAUAUUACAUAAAUUUUACAUGAUUAAAUCCAUCUUUCAACAUAUGAUCAUUAAUUGAAAAUUAUGAUAAUGACAGUAAUUUCAACAAACAUACAUGUAUUAGAUAAUAACUUGAUACAUUUACCUAAGUAGUGUCACAGACUUGGGUUAUAAGAUCCAAAUCUGUGUUACUACCUGGGUAUCAAUUAAUGUUUGAUCUGGAGAUUUAGUGUAGAAGACUGUAAAAGUAGAUAAAAAAAUCUGUUCUUCCAGUAACAAUGUUAACCAGUAAUCUAGGGUUUAAACACAUGAACACAUUGAUUUCAUUAAAGAUAUUUCUUCCACUAAAAAGUAAAGAGUUGAUUUAAUACAAGGGGAGUCCAAAAUUGAAAUUAAAUAUAUAAAUUAUAUUUUAUCAGUCAAACUAGCCUUACUUUAAAAUAAUUUCUAUUUAAUUGGCAUUGUUUUUAGUUCAAAACCAAGUUCUGUGCAUGAAACUGAUUACCAAACAAUUAGCACAAAGUUCUCUUCUCAAGCAGAUGUUGUCCUUCCAGAUUUUGUGUAGUGUGGAAGUUACGAUAAUAUUAUAAUGACAAGAAUGCCCUGUUCUACAGUGACACCAUUGUCAAAUUAUCUAAGUUUUCACUGUGUAGUUCUAUAUACUUACUAUAUACAUGAUGGUUCAUUGUUUACCUUAUAAUAAAUUGCAAUCAUCCUA
Molecule: messenger RNA, 6105 nt
Organism: Ylistrum balloti
Lineage: Eukaryota; Metazoa; Mollusca; Bivalvia; Pectinida; Pectinidae
Product: dnaJ homolog subfamily C member 5-like
Exons: 6
Coding region: 48-740 (230 amino acids)
Source: RefSeq, a predicted model, not a curated record